UAUAUAUAUAUAUAUAUUUUUUUUUCCUCUCUCGAGUCGAGUCUACCCCUCAAGCUCAAAGCCCCUCUCUACUACUCCUAGGCGGAGAGAGUUGCGAGGACUUUGGUUUUUCUUAUUUCCCCCUCUUGGCCUUCCCUCUCUUUUUUCUUCCCUGCAAGGCCUCCCGACGAAUUCCUACAUUCGUAAGCCAUGAAAGCUUAGCUCUCUUAAGCCAGGCCAAAGUUUUCACGUGGGUUUUGACGUUCAAGCUCGUCCAUGGAGAUGGAUUCAGUUGAAACAUAUAAUGACAACGAGUGCAUUGAAGACUUAUCUCUUGACCACUUACAUUCUAUAGGUUCUCCUGAUAUAAGUGAUAUAUUUGGAGAUUCACAGGUAUUCCCUCGAGUUGGAGAUGAAUACCAGGCAGAAAUUCCACAUCUGGUAGCAAAAUCUGACUAUCUUAAGCGAAUAAAGACAACCAAUGCAGAAGUCAUGGUUGAUGUUGCUCAUUCUUUUUGUGUGGGAUUACCAAUCCCAAUUAUGUGGGUCAAUAAUAAUGAAAUUGGUAAGAUCAAAUGUGAAUCACUGGAGUCUCUUGCUGAGUUGGAUAAAAACGGGUCUGUGCAAUCUGUAACCAGCAAAGAUUGCCAAAUAAAUUCAAAUAACAUAGACUCAAAGCUUAAGGUUGAACCUUUGGAUGUUGCAUUGAACCAUGGGAAGGGACUAAGAGAAUCAGAAAACCAAAAAUUUAUGAUGGUAGGUGAUCAGAUUGAUUCAAAGUUUCCUUUGCAACAACAAAACAAAUCUGCCCAGUAUAAUGACAGUGCCAAAGGUGAUUAUCCGGUUCCUGGCUCUUCUAGUGAGCCUUGGAGUGAUAUUGAGAAAAAGAGCUUUAUCCUUGGUCUAUAUAUUUUUGGGAAGAAUCUUGUCCAAGUGAAAAGAUUUAUUGGGAGUAAAGCUAUGGGGGAUAUACUAUCAUUCUAUUAUGGCAAAUUCUAUAGAUCAGAUGGACACCGUAGAUGGUCAGAGUGUCGGAAGAUGAGAAGCAGAAGGUCUGUACAUGGGCAAAGGAUUUUUACAGGAUGGAGGCAACAGGAAUUGUUGUCACGCUUGCUUAUGAAUGUCCCAGAAGAAAGAAAAAGUGCACUGCUGGAGGUCUUUAAGACAUUUGGAGAGGGGAAAUUUUCAUUAGAAGAAUACAUCUCCACUUUAAAAGAUACAGUCAGCAUGAAUGUUCUUAUUGAAGCUGUAGGAGUUGGUAAAGGGAAGCAAGAUCUCACUGGCAUCAUCAUGGAGCCUUUAAGGACCAGUCAGGUUAUUUCUUCUCGUGCUGAAAUACCAAUUGGUAAGGCAUGCUCCUCUCUUACAUCCAAGGACAUCAUCAAGUUCCUAACUGGAGACUUCAGGUUAAGCAAAGCUCGAUCUAAUGAUCUCUUCUGGGAAGCUGUUUGGCCCCGCUUGCUAGCAAGGGGCUGGCACUCUGAGCAGCCUAAGAAUCAUGGUUUUUCUGUCUCCAAGAAUUUGUUGGUGUUUCUUGUACCUGGUGUGAAGAAGUUCUCAAGGAGGAAACUUGUUAAGGGAAACCAUUACUUCGAUUCUGUUAGUGAUGUCUUGAGCAAAGUUGCAUCUGAUCCAAGGCUUCUUGAGCUUGGUGCUGAAGCAGCUAGAGGUAGUGGUGACAAAGAAGAAUAUGGAUGGGAAACAUUGGACCACGAUGGUCUGUCCAAUCGGCAACGUCAUUGUUAUCUUCGACCACGACUUUCAAAUUGUAAUUCAGAUCUAAUGAAGUUUACAGUUGUGGAUACCAGCUUGGUUCAUGGAGAAGGACAAUGCAAGGUAAGAGAACUAAGAAAUUUACCAGUUGACACUACUAAUAGUUCCACAUCCAUAAGUCCUUCAAGAGAAACUGAUAGGGAUACCUCUGAUGAGCCAACAGAUGAGCCAGAUUCUGCUGAUAGAUUGUCAAAUGAUCAAAGGGAUACUAAUAUUUCCAAUCAAACAUGUAUAUCUGACAAGGUAAUACAGUCUGAAUUAUCAGAUUGUGCAGUUGGUCUUGCAAUGCAAGAGACACUAAAAGCUAAAACAGAUCCUGUUAAUGUCCCGAUGAACAAUCACAAAGAUCCAUCUGUCCAUACAUCUAAUGACAAGAAUCAGAGGAAGUGUCAAAUCAGCAGGAAAACAAAAUCUGGCCAAUCCAACUAUUUAGCUCCCAUAACAAAACAGCGAAGGUUAACUGCUUGUAAUCGCACCACAAACAAUUACUCUAUUGGUCCAGGACAAAAACAAGAUGAGCCUCACCGUCAGUUAGACUCACCAGAUGCAAGUGAAAACAUGGUUUCUCAAGUGGGCAUGUCUUUAGAUAAGGCUUCAUCCACUAGUUCUUCAGCUAAAGAGAGCCCAAUUGAGCACAAUGAAGGCAUUGUUAGCCAGAACUUUUUUGGCACAGAGCUUCCUCAUGAGAAACCUCAAACCCGUGCUUUGAUUGACCUGAACCUACCUCAUGUCCCACCAGAUUUUGAAACUGAUGAAUCCUUCAUGGAGGUGGCAGACAGCCAAGAUGACCCAAGUGCAAAGGGGUCAUCCAUCCCAUCUGAAAGGCAGCACACAGAGGAGUCAGAGGCUUUAAGACUUAAAAGUGUUGCUAUAGCAGAAGAGCAACCUAUUGCAAAUGCUAGGAGGCACAGCACAAGAAACCGGCCAUUGACCACCCGAGCAUUGGAAGCUCUUGCUUGUGGUUUCUUUAACACUAAGCGGAGGAGGAGGGGACCGGAGGCUCUGUCCCAUGAAAACUCAAUAUCAAGACCUUCCCGGCGGGCCCGUGGCAAGGUUGGAGUUUCUACUAGAAUUGUGGAUUCUAAGUUAGAAGAGGGGGUGGUGGAUGGUGAGUCUAGUACAAGCAGCAAGGUGAUGGAUUUGGAAGUGCUUAAUGAGUUAUUAGGGGUCCGUAAUCCUGCCUAUCAUCCUGAAGUUAUGAUGUGUAAAGAUAACAUGUCUGGUUAGGUGGUGAUUUGCUUAUCUGAGUUGAGGAUUGGGAAGUGGUCCCAGUGGUUGAAUUACCUAUAAGCAUGAUGCCACUAGUUCUACCAGUAUUCUCGGGAGCAUCACUGUUUUUUGUGUGCUCCCAUUGACUCGAAUAUUUACCAAGAGUAUAGGAACCUUUACAUUUCUAGCUGGCUGUCAUGCUUGGUUUGGCCACAAAAAUGUUGCAAAGAGUCUGGUAUAGUGGUGCUUGAGAACAGGUUUUGCACAAUUGAUAUAGCAGCAUGGAAGUUGUGAAAUGAGUUAACAAGAGAUGAUGAGAGAUUUCAGUUGGAGUCGCAAUGCUCCAGAAAGAACAUUUGACAGAUAUGAUACUUCUUAAAAUCAACUUGCAGUCUGUUAAGGGGGAUUGAAGAAAAGUUGCUGCAUGUGAAAUGAGGAAUAUCAAAUUUUGAUUCAUUUGGUUCUGAUUGCAUUUCUGCAGCUGGUUGGCCCCAUUAUACAAAUUGGUUUACAUAAUCAUCCAUUCCUGCAAUGUUGUAACUUGUAAGGAGUUAUAAUUUCUCCCUUCUAAAUGCUUCCAUGUAGUAUAUAUCAUUUUUUUUUUCUGGGGGUUCUUUUUUUCCCUAUUCUUUACCACUACAAAGGAUUCAAGAAUUGGACAUGAUGGUAUCAUUUUGGCCCUGUUUUAUGUGUAACCAUGACAAUUGAACAAAAGACCAUCAGGUUUCUUUGACGAGCCAGGAGUCCUGCUGCAAAGUCUUUUGUCCUUUCUAAAAGGCUUAAGUAAAUGGUUCACACAUUGACAA
Molecule: messenger RNA, 3767 nt
Organism: Nelumbo nucifera (sacred lotus)
Lineage: Eukaryota; Viridiplantae; Streptophyta; Magnoliopsida; Proteales; Nelumbonaceae
Cellular component (GO): nucleus
Molecular function (GO): transcription corepressor activity
Source: RefSeq, a predicted model, not a curated record